Molecule: messenger RNA, 1508 nt
Organism: Thelazia callipaeda (thelaziosis nematode)
Lineage: Eukaryota; Metazoa; Nematoda; Chromadorea; Rhabditida; Thelaziidae
Source: the annotation of a GenBank genome assembly
AUGACUCCUUUUUGGUGUAAUUUUUUAAAUGUUUCAUGUUUAUUGCUAAUAAUAGUUAUAGUAGUAAUAAUGAUAAUAGUAAUGAAAGUUCUGUUUUUCAGGGCACUGCGUAUGUUAUGUACUUCGACAACGAAAUAUUCGGAUUCUACUGAACAGCCAGCGUUAUCUGAUCAAGAUAUGACGCUGUAUAAGUUAUAUCGACCUGAGCGUGAAAUACCUAAAAAGCGAGGAAUGGAUUUAUUAAAAGACAGUCGAAUUAACAAAGGAAUGGCAUUUGGUUUAUUUGAACGACAGUAUCUUGGAAUACAUGGAAUGCUUCCACCAGCAUUUAUGACAGAAGAGCAGCAAGCAUAUCGAAUAAUUCAUAAACUUCGACAACAACCUAAUGAUCUUGCACGAUAUAUCCAGUUAGAUGGUUUGCAGGAUCGAAAUGAAAAAUUAUUCUACCGAGUUUUAUGCGAAAAUGUUAAAGAAUUGAUGCCAAUCGUCUAUACACCAACAGUUGGCUUAGCGUGUCAGAAUUUUGGAUAUAUUUACCGAAAACCGAAAGGUCUUUAUAUUACCAUAAACGAUAACAGUAUCAGUAAAAUUCAUCACAUCUUGUCCAAUUGGCCAGAAGAAGAUGUUCGAGCAAUUGUAGUUACUGAUGGCGAGCGUAUUCUUGGUUUAGGUGAUCUUGGAUGUUAUGGUAUUGGAAUACCUGUCGGGAAGUUGGCAUUAUACGUUGCUUUAGGUGGUGUACAACCAAAAUGGUGCCUUCCUGUACUAAUGGAUGUUGGCACAAAUAACGAAGAGCUAUUGAAUGAUCCGUUUUACAUUGGUUUACGUCGUAAGCGUGUUCGCGGUGAAGAAUAUGAUCAGCUUAUUGACAAUUUUUUGUUAGCUUGCAGGAAAAGAUUUGGACAGAAAGUGCUUGUGCAGUUCGAGGAUUUUGCAAAUCAGAAUGCUUACCGUUUGUUAGAAAAGUACAGGAACAGAUACUGCACAUUUAACGAUGAUAUACAAGGCAACUGUGGCUUUUUCUUCACUUUACCAGUACCUUCUCAUUUCUUUCUAAGUGAUCGGACAUCAUCAGAUACCAAAAUUGUAGGAACUGCAUCUGUCGUAGUCGCUGGUCUUCUUGCUUGUUCGAAGUAUACCGGUAGACCGCUAUCAGAUGAAAAAUUUGUUUUUCUGGGUGCGGGAACUGCUUCCAUGGGUAUCGCUGAAAUGUGUGUUUCGCAAAUGGUGGCUGAAGGCUUAUCAAAGGGUGAGGCAUACAAUCGUAUUUAUCUAUUAGAUAUUGAUGGAUUGAUCACGAAACAACGAAAAAAUAUAAGCGAUUUGCACAUACCAUACGCAAAAGACUUGCCUGAUACAAAAAAUUUAUUGGAAGUAAGCAGAAAUUCAAAUCUGCCCAUAGAUUUCUUAUUUUCGUUAAUUGGCUUUAUUCCUAUUCUGUUUUUCUUUCAACAUAUAUUUCUAUACGAAAGUUUUGUCAAGUCUUAUAGUCUUAUAAAAUCCUAGUU